This is a messenger RNA of Darwinula stevensoni, 1422 nucleotides long. Lineage: Eukaryota; Metazoa; Arthropoda; Ostracoda; Podocopida; Darwinulidae. The record is from the annotation of a GenBank genome assembly.
GUGGGUUUCAUGGGGGAGGGAAUGAGGAUUGUCUAGACAGGCGACGUUUCACUUCCUGCCUGGAGGACGCAUAACCCGAAAAACAAUAACAAAUGUUUACCCCGCUCUGUCAAGGUUCGACUGAGUGAGAAGGAAGCGGAAAGAGAAAGAGAAAGAGAGAGAGCGGGGGAGGAAGAGUCGAUAGACGUUAUCUGCGAGUGCAUUGGAGUGCUGUGCAGAGGCUUCAUCACGUGGUCGUUCGAGUCCGUGUGAAUCAUGAUGGUGUCGAACGCGUUACUGCAUCUGGUGUUGAUCGCAUCGAGCCUCGCCCGUGCGAGCGCCUGGUCGAAAGACGUCCGCGCCGCCCUCGACCGAUCCCGGCACCGCGCCGACCGCUACGGCGAGGGCCUGGUGCCCCACGCCCACCGAGACCUAUGGCCGGCCGAGACGUGGACGGAGAACUCGAUGCCGCGGGACCGGACGGCGUACGCGAGGGUCUGCUACUACGUGGUCGAGGUGGAGGCGUGGGCGGCCGAGGGCGGGUUGCAGCCGGAGGGGAUCGACCCGGAACUCUGCACUCACCUGAACCUGGGAUGGGCAGUCAUCACGGAGAACCUCACGUUGGAGUGGUCCGGCGUGCCUCCGGAGAACACUGUCGAGGUGCUGCGCAGAAUCUACUCGCUGAGGCGGGAAAACCCAGACUUAAAGAUCCUGCUCACGGUCGGCGGAGGGGGCGGAGAGUUCGGGUUCCCACGCGCCGCCGCCUCGACGGAGAACCGGAACGCGUUUGCCGGGAACGCGGCGAGGUUCCUCCUCAACUACGGGCUGGACGGGCUGGACCUGGACUGGGAAUUCCCGGCGUGGUUCCACCCUUACGAGGAGCGGAGGAACUUCUCGCUGCUGGUGCAGGCGCUGCAUCGGGAGUUGAAGGCGCCGCCGUAUUCGCUGCUGCUGUCGGUGGCCGUGGCUGCGAGCAAGACGGUCGUCGAUCAGGCCUACGAGGUGGCGCCGCUGUCCAAGUACGUGGAUCACGUGAACUUGAUGAGUUACGGGUUCAACGCGUAUCAUUGGUACACGCCGUAUGCGGCGCACAACGCGCCGCUCUACGCCCGGAGCGUGGAGCACGCGUACUUCGCCACCCUCAAUACGGAUUGGGCUGCGCAGUACUGGAAUCACUUGGGGAUGCCUCGGAGCAAGAUCUUCGUCGGGAUUCCCACCUACGGACACACUUAUAAACUCCUGUUCGAAGAGCACCACGUCCCGGGUUCGGCGGUCGUGGACUCUGGAAGCGGAAACGGAUCCAUCCCGUACUUCGACGUCUGUUCCCUCCUCAACGCAUCGGGGAGUCAUCGAGAGUGGGACCGGGAAGCCCGAGUCCCCUACGCCUAUUCCGGACGGGAGUGGAUUUCCUACGACGACCUGGAAAGCAUCCAACUCAAGUGA